Molecule: messenger RNA, 282 nt
Organism: Sphenostylis stenocarpa
Lineage: Eukaryota; Viridiplantae; Streptophyta; Magnoliopsida; Fabales; Fabaceae
Source: the annotation of a GenBank genome assembly
AUGGAACCAUGCAUUCUCGGAAAAAAUGGCCGCGCUUUUCAUAUUUUCCCGGGAAAACCACCGCUACUUAACGGCACAUCCAGAGGAGGAAGAAGACCCAACGAGUACCCCAGAGGACCAAAAGAUGCAUGGCCAGAAGGACAAGAGAAACUGUUUAGGUUAAAAGAAAGUGGAGGAAGGGCUCCCCCCAAACGUCAUGAAUUUAGGUGGCAUUCAGGAUUAUCCUCCAUUCCAUUCAUGCACCUUCCUUCAAGAUCACAAGGUGCUACACUUGUCAACUAA